AUGAAGGAAUAUCUUAACUCCGAAUGCGAGACUCUUUCGGUCAAGCACAAUGGGUAUAAGGUCGUUAAAGUUGGUGAUGAGUUUGUGGUCAAAUUCGUAAGGGCAGGCCAAGUUGGCCUCGUUGAAAAGGCGAAUAUGCUCUUCUCGUAUAACAAGCAACAGAAGAAGUUAAGGUUCCGCGGGUCUACGCUCUUUACAAUGACCACAACUCGCCGGCGAAUUACAUUUUUAUGGGGUUCUUUGAGGGGGAACACUAGGUUCUCAGUAGAUCACGCUUGA
Molecule: messenger RNA, 279 nt
Organism: Blastomyces dermatitidis ER-3
Lineage: Eukaryota; Fungi; Ascomycota; Eurotiomycetes; Onygenales; Ajellomycetaceae
Exons: 2
Coding region: 1-279 (92 amino acids)
Source: RefSeq, a predicted model, not a curated record